GUCUUAAACUCACACACAGACACAGAGAGAGAGAGAGAGAGAGAUUCUGAAACAAGGUGGUAAUGGAAAUUGGGAGUGUUUAGAAUUAUUUAUAUGAUAAUUUGAGAAAAAUAUAAUUAUCGUCGCCAUAUAUAAAAGGAAGGGGAGGUUCUGCUUUUAGGGUAUUGGGGUUGGGUUAGUGAGGAAAGUACUGAUAUUGUUGUACAGAGAGAGAGAGAGAGGAGAAGAGAGAGAGAGAGAAAGUGGGGAGGGGAGAGUAGAGCUGAAGAGGAUAGAGAACAAGAUCAACAGGCAGGUGACCUUUGCAAAGAGAAGGAACGGACUAUUGAAGAAAGCCUACGAGCUUUCCGUUCUUUGCGAUGCCGAGGUUGCUCUCAUCAUCUUCUCCAAUAGAGGAAAGCUGUACGAGUUUUGCAGUAGUUCAAGCAUGCUCAAAACACUGGAGAGGUACCAGAAGUGCAACUAUGGAGCACCAGAGACAAAUGUAUCUACAAGGGAGGCCUUGGAAUUGAGUAGCCAACAGGAGUAUUUGAAGCUCAAGGCACGUUAUGAAGCCCUACAAAGAAACCAAAGGAAUCUUCUUGGAGAAGAUCUUGGCCCUUUGAGCAGCAAGGAGCUCGAAUCACUUGAAAGGCAGCUGGAUAUGUCACUGAAGCAGAUCAGAUCAACACGGACCCAAUGCAUGCUGGAUCAGCUCACAGAUCUUCAGCGAAAGGAACACUUGCUUAACGAGGCAAACAGGACACUGAAACAAAGGUUGUUUGAGGGAUACCAUCAUCAACUCCAACUGAAUGCAAAUGCUGAGGAAGUGGCAUAUGGCCGGCAAGAAGCUCAUCAGCCUCAGGGCGAUGGCUUCUUCCAAGCCUUAGAGUGCGAGCCCACAUUACAAAUUGGGUAUCACCAGAAUGAUCCGAUUCAAGUCGUGACGGCCGGGCCGAGCGUGAAUUACAUGGGAGGAUGGUUGCCAUGAUAAGGACUAAUAAUAAGAACACAGCGAGCAGCAAGCAACUGUGUAUGGUGAAAAGCCAUGCAUGCAUGCACGCUAUGAUGUAUGUAUGCAGCUGUAUGAUUUAUAUGUUUGUUUCAUUGUGUUUUCAUUUCUGUUCUGAGCAAAACAAAACGAUCAUCCAAUUUGUAAUAGUAUGGACUUAUAAGUAACUCUGAACAUUAGAGUUGUGAGUGUUUCUUUUAGCUUGGCGAGCUUGCUUAGCAAAAUUAAUAAGUACUAGUACCCCCUUUGCAUAUACAGUGUAAAAACUUUGCUGUCUGGUCCAUUUGAGGCAAGCUUUGGUACUAAUAAUAUGUUAUAACAUGC
This is a messenger RNA of Fragaria vesca subsp. vesca, 1315 nucleotides long. RefSeq names its product agamous-like MADS-box protein AGL9 homolog. Gene Ontology annotation, cellular component: nucleus. Gene Ontology annotation, biological process: regulation of DNA-templated transcription. The record is from RefSeq and is a predicted model, not a curated record. Lineage: Eukaryota; Viridiplantae; Streptophyta; Magnoliopsida; Rosales; Rosaceae. The coding region runs from base 428 to 970 and encodes 180 amino acids. The transcript has 8 exons. Gene Ontology annotation, molecular function: DNA-binding transcription factor activity.